AUGGGGGAAUGCUGCACUCCAGCUGGGUUCCCAGGGGAAUCUGGGGGACCCUGUGUCCAGCGCUGUCUCCUGCRCUCUGGGAUGGGGCUGGGAUGCUCUGCAUUCCCAGCAGGAAGCGGGAUCGYUGUGUCCGGGCUCGUGGCCGCGGUCUGUUUGCAAUCAGCCCCGGAGCCGCGUGCGGCCGGGCCCGGUGCCAGCCCCAGCCCGGAGAAGGGAGCGGGAGCGGCCGGAGCCAGAGCCGGGGAGCAGAGCCCGGGGAGCGCAGCACAGCCCGGGGAGCGCAGCCCGGGGAGCACAGCCCGGGGAGCACAGCACAGCCCGGGGAGCAGAGCCCGGGGAGCACAGCACAGCCCGGGGAGCACAGCCCGGGGAGCAGAGCCCGGGGAGCGCAGCACAGCCCGGGGAGCGCAGCACAGCCCGGGGAGCAGAGCCCGGGGAGCACAGCCCGGGGAGCACAGCCCGGGGAGCGCAGAGCGGCGGGAGCGGGGAGGUGGCACGGGUCCAGCUCAGCCCGGGGGCACGCGACACCCCUGGGGACACGGGGACACCAUGGCCCGGCUGCUCCCCGUCCUGCUCCUCGCCGCUCUGGGCUGCGCGGCCAAGCCGAGCCGGCGGCCAGCGGCGUGGGACAAGGGAGCAGAUGCCCAGAGACCCUCGGCGAGGGGCUGCGCCAACCUAACGCUGGUCCUGGACAACUGGAAAUUCGCCAUCACAUCCCAGCUGCGGAACCUGCUGCUGUCGGACCACCAGACCGUGCUSCCUGACUACGGGAGGAUCCCGGCGCUGUCGGGGGCCCUGGACGAGCUCUACCGCGAUUUCCGCGGCCUCAAGGAGCAGCUGGGCCGGCUCUCGGAUCGCUUCGCCCACCUCGAAGCCUCCGUGGAUCAGCUGAGCCGGGCCCGGGGCGCUGCAGCCCCGCCGCGCCGGGGAGGGGUCCCGCAGAGCCCCCGCAGGGGCCCCGGGGAGCCCGCAGUGACCCCGCAGUGACACCGGGACCGGGACUGGGGCGGGGGCGACACU
This is a messenger RNA of Malurus melanocephalus (red-backed fairy wren), 1020 nucleotides long. RefSeq names its product cuticle collagen 13-like. The coding region runs from base 1 to 987 and encodes 328 amino acids. Lineage: Eukaryota; Metazoa; Chordata; Aves; Passeriformes; Maluridae. The transcript has 3 exons. The record is from RefSeq and is a predicted model, not a curated record.